AUGGACCGACCACGAUCAACCUCACGCCCUCGACCCUCCUCACGACCAACAACACCCCUCCGCCCAAGCUCGCGCUCAUCACUACGAGAAGCUCACGGCUAUGGAAGCAACAUCGGCUCUGCAGGAUACACACAACCAGCCAUUAACGCCUUGGAACCUCAAUUUGCCGAGCUGGCCGACUCCAUGGCCGAUCUAGAGGCCAAUUUCAUGCACCUACAGCUGAUGCACGAGAGCUUGACGCGUUUCAGCGAGAGCUUUGCGAGUUUCCUCUACGGAUUGAAUAUGAAUGCGUUCUGUGUGGAUUUUCCUGAGGCACCUAUUGGUGAUUCGUUCAAGAGAGCCCAGCAGCAAGAGGAAGAGAAAGAGGAGAGAGAAGAACCGGUGCGACCGAUUGAUGACGGCGAGAUGACUUUCAUGACUACCGAUACUACCUUUGUUGAGAAUCCCCCCACCACCGUGUCGAAACCCACUUCCAAGUACAGUGCAGGCGGGCGCGUCGCAACGCGCGGUACUGGUAGUGCUCGCGGCGGCGCGACUAGUCGGUACACAACCCGAGGGACAGCACGCGGGGCUGCGCGCGGUGCUCGGCCAAGUGCGCUGCCUCGGGGCAGAGGAAUUGGGACGAGGUAA
This is a messenger RNA of Penicillium nucicola, 630 nucleotides long. RefSeq names its product DASH complex subunit DAM1. Gene Ontology annotation, cellular component: mitotic spindle; mitotic spindle polar microtubule; mitotic spindle pole body. The record is from RefSeq and is a predicted model, not a curated record. The transcript is spliced from 4 exons. Gene Ontology annotation, biological process: mitotic sister chromatid biorientation. Bases 1 to 630 code for a protein of 209 amino acids. NCBI's taxonomy places the organism in Eukaryota, Fungi, Ascomycota, Eurotiomycetes, Eurotiales, Aspergillaceae.